Messenger RNA from Rhodotorula graminis WP1, 594 nucleotides. RefSeq lists its product as uncharacterized. Gene Ontology annotation, cellular component: EMC complex. The coding region runs from base 1 to 594 and encodes 197 amino acids. Lineage: Eukaryota; Fungi; Basidiomycota; Microbotryomycetes; Sporidiobolales; Sporidiobolaceae. The record is from RefSeq and is a predicted model, not a curated record. The transcript has 4 exons.
AUGCCGUCCUACUCGCUUUCGCCGCUCGCGUACCUCAAGCUCGUCCUGCACGCGGCAGCGUACCCGUCGAGCACCGUGGUCGGCGUCCUCCUCGGCACCGUCGACGACCGCUCGACUGGCGCCGUCACCGUGUCGGACGCUGUGCCGCUGCUGCACCACUGGAGCGAGCUCAGUCCAGCGAUGGAGGCGGGCUUGGCACUCGCCGAGACGUUCGCCAAGCAGCAGGGCGCGGUCCUCGUCGGGCUGUACGUCGCCAACGAGCGACUCGGAGACGUGCGCGUCCCGCACGGCGUGCAGCGUGCGGCCGACGCCGUCCGGAGUCAGUGCGCCGAGGCGCUCGUCCUCGUUGUCGACAACGACAAGCUCGCGUCGGGCGAGCCGGCCAUCAUCCCUCACCUCCCCUCGUCCAAGCCGCCCGCCUCCUGGCAGCCCUCGUCCCUCUCGUCCGCCAAGCUCACCCUCGCCGACCCGGCCUCGCCGACAAAGGCGCUCGCCGCCGUGCGCGAGGGCCAACAUCGCCUCGUGGGCGACUUUGACGCCCACCUCGAGGACGUCACGGUCGACUGGCUGCGCAACGCGCGCAUCUCUGUGUAG